AUGGGAGGGGGGACGCCGAGGGCAGCCUGGGCCCCGCGAGCGGCUGCCCGGGGUCCUGGGGCUCCCCGGGGGCCGUGCGGGGCCGCGGGCGGCGGGUCACCCGCGCCCCCGUCCCGGAGGGGCCGGCGCGCCGCGCCCCCCGCAGCUGCGGGCAAGUCCUCACUUCGGACAGCAUCGCGCGUCCGCGGGCAGGUGGCGCCGGCGGGGGCCGGGGGCGCGGCCGUGAGCGCCUUCUCCGCAGGUGCGGGUGCGGGUGCGGGCCGCUCCUGCCCCGCCCCCGAGCCGAGGUCCGGUAACACGCCUGAUGAAUAUUUCAGCGGCGACCUCGCAGGGGCGCCGGCUCCAGGUCAAGUUUCAUGA
Hyaena hyaena (striped hyena) is the source of this 360-nucleotide messenger RNA. RefSeq names its product skin secretory protein xP2-like. The record is from RefSeq and is a predicted model, not a curated record. The transcript has a single exon. Bases 1 to 360 code for a protein of 119 amino acids. NCBI's taxonomy places the organism in Eukaryota, Metazoa, Chordata, Mammalia, Carnivora, Hyaenidae.